Messenger RNA from Elgaria multicarinata webbii, 3353 nucleotides. RefSeq names its product mitochondrial calcium uptake family member 3 (gene MICU3). Gene Ontology annotation, cellular component: uniplex complex. Gene Ontology annotation, molecular function: calcium ion binding. The transcript has 15 exons. Lineage: Eukaryota; Metazoa; Chordata; Lepidosauria; Squamata; Anguidae. The coding region runs from base 18 to 1601 and encodes 527 amino acids. Gene Ontology annotation, biological process: mitochondrial calcium ion homeostasis; calcium import into the mitochondrion. The record is from RefSeq and is a predicted model, not a curated record.
UCGGCUGAGCCGGCGCUAUGGCAGCGCUGAGGGGUCUCCUGAGGUGGCGCCGUUGUCGCCUUCCCGGCGGCGGCGGCGGCGGCGGCGGCAGCGGCAACCGCCCGGAGCUGGCUCACCGCAGGCGGCUGUGGGGUGGUGUCAGGGCCGCUGAGCCCCGCAGCCACGGUGCGCCGAGCGGGCUGAGCGUGGCAGCCGCGGGGGCUGCCGGCGGGGCGCUCGCUUGGUUUUUCUGUCAGCGCUUUUACGAGCGGCCCGAAGAGCGGGAACUGGCCGAGCGGCGGCGGCCGCCGAUGCUCGGAGGCAGCCGGGGGCGAGCAGGAGGAGGAGCCGGCGAACCUGGCCGGGGACUGCUGCCCAUCCCCGUAGCGGCUGCUGCCAAGGAGGCGACGGUCACAGAAAGUAGACCAGAUUAUGAAGAUUUGGAUCUUUAUGCAACUUCCCGGGAGCAGCGAUUUCGUAUGUUUGCCAGUAUAGAAUUUGAAGGGCAACUAUUUAUGACACCAUAUGAUUUCAUUCAGUCUGUUUCAAAUGAUGAACCUAAAUGGAAAAAACAAUGGAAAUCCCUUUCAAAACAGGAUUUGAAUCAGAUACUGGUAGAAACUCCACCAGUUUGGAAAGGGUCAUCAAAACUAUUUCGUAAUCUCCAAGAGAAAGGUGUGAUUUCUUACACAGAAUAUCUGUUCCUAUUAUGUAUCUUAACAAAACCACAUGCUGGUUUUAGAAUAGCUUUCAACAUGUUUGAUACAGAUGGAAAUGAGAUGGUGGAUAAAAAAGAAUUCUUGGUGCUGCAAGAUAUCUUUAGAAAGAAAAAUGAAAAGAAAGAAAGAAGAGGAGAUGAAGAGAAACGUUCUAUGCUGCGUCUACAGCUUUAUGGAUACCACAGUCCUACUAGUGCUGUGCUAAAAACAGAAGGAGAGGAGCUUGUUCCAAGAAGCUAUUGGGAUACUCUGAGACGUAGCACGAGCCAGGCACUCUUUUCAGACCUUGCAGAGCGUGCAGAUGACAUCACCAAUAUACUGUCCGAUACUACACUGCUGAUACACUUUUUUGGCAAGAAAGGAAAGGCUGAGCUUAACUUUGAAGAUUUUUAUAGGUUUAUGGAUAACCUCCAAACUGAAGUUCUGGAAAUAGAAUUCCUGUCCUACUCUAAUGGGAUGACUACCAUCAGUGAGGAAGACUUUGCUCACAUACUUUUAAGAUACACAAAUGUGGAAAAUACAUCAAGCUAUCUGGAAAAUGUGCGGUACAGUAUCCCAGAAGAGCAAGGCAUUACAUUUGAUGAAUUCAGAUCAUUUUUCCAGUUUUUGAACAAUCUAGAAGACUUUGCAAUUGCAAUGCAAAUGUAUAAUUUUGCAAACCGUUCAAUAGGACAAGAUGAAUUCAAACGUGCCGUGUAUGUAGCUACGGGCUUGAAGCUUUCUGCACAUUUAGUGAACACAGUCUUCAAGAUAUUUGAUGUAGAUAAAGAUGAUCAGCUGAGCUACAAAGAAUUUAUUGGUAUUAUGAAAGACAGAUUGCAUCGAGGAUUCAGGGGCUACAAAAGCUUUCAGAAAUUCACCACUUUCAAAUCCUGCGUGAAGAAGGAACUCAAUAGCAGAUAAACUAUGGGAAACCCCAAAUAUGGGUUGAAGAACUACUAUGUUUGUGUGAAGACCGUAACAAGCAAACACUUCAGAGAGCUUUGGAAACAAUUUCGGAGUAGAGAUAUGUUGAGAUGAACGACAAGACAUUUCAACAUUUGAUCACCAUUAAUGCUUGCACGUUUGCUUCUUUUCCCCCCUUUUUUUCCUACAGCAAACUGAAUGCAACAACAAAAGCAACAACCAGAAAAUAGAUAAUUAAUCUAAACAUCUUACAUAUGUAGAAAUAUCUUAUCAUCUUGGAUUAUGAUCCGUAAAGUAGUUAGUAUAAGCUUUAUUCGUUUGAUUAGGAUGAUUGCCAGUGGAGUGAGAUUUAUUAAUAUUUAUUUAUUUAACUUCUUCAUGAGAUUGAUGUGAAUCCUUGCAAAGGUUUUCUUUAACUAUUAGAAUUGAUUUUCUAAUCAGUCAUUUGCAGAGCAUUCCUAUGCAUGUUUAUUUAGAAAUACAUCAAACUGUGUUCAGUGGGACUUACACCAAGGUAACUGUGCAUAGAAUUGCCUCCUUAAUAUGGGUUAUACUUAAAGAAACCUUUUGUCCCCUUCCAAAGCAACAGCAUUAUGAUUUAAUAUUUUUAUAUGGCUUUCUUUGUGAGUUGCUUUGGAUCCAUGCUGGUGGAGAAAAGUAGGAAACAAGUCAUUAAAAUAAAUAAUAAAAAUGAGGCUGGAGCAACCUUGCUGCAUACUGUAUGUCGAGCCCUUUCAAAAAUAUGAAAAUCCUGCUCAUCAGCUUUUUUGUGUGGAAGGGCUAAUCUAGUCCCACAAAUAACUGAAUGAUAAAAUUGUAACCUUUUUGACAAAGCUACACAUGCAGAGCCCCAGAUGUUGGAACACUAAGGAGACGCUGCACACAUAGCACCAUUUGCACACACUUUUUCCUUUCCAGCUGAAGAUUAAACAUGUAGUCCCCUGAGCUGCACGGGGCUGAUUCACUUUAAAUAUAAUGGACACAAAGUCUAUAAAAUGUGAAUUUAUUUUAGGAAUGUAUUUUUUAAAGUAUGUUGUAUUUAUUUAUUUUUAUCUUCACAUGCCAUUCCAUUUUCUUGAUAUGUUUGUUAUGCUGGUAAAAUGUACUUUCAAUAACAUCUAUGAAGGAAAAAAAUUCUAUCUGAUGCUAUAAUAUAAAUAUGUGUACAAAUAGAAAAUAUGAAAUGAGGUUCAUUUUGAAGCAGAAGAGUUGAGUUGAAUUCAGACUCAGUCAUACUUAGUAGACCCACUGAUUUCAAUUAGUAAUUUGUACCAUUGAUUAGAUUGGUUGUAUUUCUGGAUCCAACCCAAUAAUUUUGUCUUUAAAAGCUAUUAAGCUGCAGUUAAAUCACUAUCAAAUAUUAUAACUAAAGGAGCACAUAGUACACAUUAAUAUGAAAGUUAAAAGAGUUUAAACAUGGAAACAUGCUAUGGAUAUAUCUAUCAUUGUUAAAAAGCUUUAUCUACAGACCACUUAAACAUGAGUAUUUAGAUUUAAUCCUGGUGUUUCUCAUUACAAUCUAUUAGACUAAAUAAAAUUAUUUUGGUUUAACUGGUUGGAAGAUAGCAUUAUUUUUAUAUGUAUACUCAAUAGGUUAAUCAAAGUACACUGACUUUAAAUUAUCUAACUAUGAAUAAUAUUGCAAAAGGAAAUGUGAAUGCUUCCUAGCAUAUUUAGUCAUUCCAUGUUGUCUACAUGUAUAAUAGAUUGGAUUCCAACAAGUGUAAGCAGAGUUCUGUUCGCAGAACA